This is a messenger RNA of Plectropomus leopardus (leopard coralgrouper), 4359 nucleotides long. It is a transcript of the gene mapk8ip1b, whose product is annotated as mitogen-activated protein kinase 8 interacting protein 1b. Gene Ontology annotation, cellular component: cytoplasm. The record is from RefSeq and is a predicted model, not a curated record. Gene Ontology annotation, molecular function: MAP kinase scaffold activity; JUN kinase binding. NCBI's taxonomy places the organism in Eukaryota, Metazoa, Chordata, Actinopteri, Perciformes, Serranidae. Gene Ontology annotation, biological process: JNK cascade; regulation of JNK cascade.
GGGAGCUCGUGCAUGUGUGGAGGACGCGCACGGCAAGAUUAUCCUUUAAGAACUUUUGCAACGACACAUUUGCGCUUACAAUGACAGUCGGGUCCUGUGCUCGGGUCCUUUUUCUCCACACCAGGAAGAGCUACAGUCCUCGAAGGUAGCACCCUAUCGCAGCAUCGGCGGACCUCUCAGGUGUCUCUGCUGCGCGGCCGCACGGCGGAGCCAAUGGAGGAGCGAUAAGUGAGCGGCAUGGCGGACCGAGAGAAGCGGAAAACCAGCCCGCCGUCUGGCCGCAACAUCCAGGUGAACUCCCCGGCCAGCUUCAGGUUGACCCAUGACAUCAGCCUGGAUGAGUUUGAAGAUGACGACCUGUCGGAGAUUACGGAGAUCACAGAUGAGUGCGGGAUGAGCCUCAACUGCAAUGGCCCGGAUAUAAAGGGCCAUGUGAGGCGAGGAACCAAUAGCAUGUCGGGGAGGGCCGAGCUGGGUGCUGUCGGCCAGCUCCAGGCAGAGAUGCUGCAUUUGGAACUCAUCGACGGUGCUGACGGUUACCGCGGUGACAAAGAGUCCUCCAAGGCGUCUGCCAUCGCACCGCUGCCAGUCACCAAGGACCCUGCAGCACCUGUUACCAUGGAUACCUACAGACCCAAGAGACCCACGACCCUUAACCUCUUCCCAAUUGUGCCGCGCACACAGGACACAUUAAACAACAACUCCUUGGGGAAGAAAUACAGCUGGCAGGAGAAGGUUUCGGGCUCGUCCUCGCCUCUUAAAACAGGUGAGCUCACCCCUCCACGCGAGCAUAGCUGUCUGAGCGACGAGGACAAGGUGCAGGGCGGGGGAGCGCAGACCAAAGACCGCGGGACUUCCACUGACGCUCCCUGCAGACACAGCCACACCUCUGGACACUCGCACAGUUCAUCUACAACGGCUGGGACUCGCUCCAAGCUUCAGGAGAAGCCGCCGGCGCCACCACCACCUCAGAACUACACACCAGCUCCUCUAUACCCGGGGGGGAAGGCGGAUGGAGGCGGAAACCACCGGGAGAGGAUCCGCUACCACACGGAUGUUCAUCUAGAGCCCACCGAGGAGAUCUAUCUAACUCCUGUGCAGCGCUCUGCCGACCCCCUAGACCCACCCAACGCUCAGGACCGGCCUUUCCUCUCGCAGCAGACUGAGCAGGGCCGCAUGUCCAUCAGCUCCGACACAGAGGGCCCGCCUCCUUACCAGCCUCUUCCAGACCGGACAAACCCAUCCAUCUAUGAGGAGGACGAGGUCUAUGUCCCCCCACCGUCUUAUGCUUCCUGUGUAGAGUCCCUCAUCACGCCGCCCCGCAUGGCCCGCUCAUCCCUCACACUAGACCUCAGCCAGAAGGGGGCAGGAACGGGGGCGGGGGUCAUGCUGAGACCAGGAUCAUCGGUGGAGUACGUGGACGCCACAGAUGACAGCUACUGUGGGGAGGAUGAGGAUGUGGACAGGAUAAUAAUGGACGGAAGGAUGAGGAAGGGGGGAGGAAAGGGGGAUGGCGGUGGCAGCAAAGCCCCGGUAAGAACUUCCAUGAGCUCGGAGGCCAGCGGCCUUUCGUAUGACUCGGUCAAAUACACACUGGUGGUGGAUGAGCACGCUCAGCUAGAGCUGGUCAGUCUCCGGCAGUGUUACCAAGGCUACAGCGACGACAGCGACUCAGCCACCGUCUAUGACAACUGUGUCUCUUCUCCCUACGAGUCGGCCAUCGGGGAGGAGUACGAGGAGGAGGAUGAGGAGGAUGAGGACGGCAUUCAGAUAGGAGGAGUGAGGAGAGAGGCCACAGCUUGUCUGUCUGAGGACUCCACUCCGGAGGUCGAUCUGCACUUCUCCAAGAAGUUCCUCAACGUCUUCAUGAACGGACGCUCUCGCUCCUCCAGUGCAGAGUCCUUUGGUUUAUAUUCUUGCAUCAUAAAUGGAGAGGAAAGGGAUCAGAGCCACAGAGCCGUCUACAGGUUUGUCCCUCGUCAUGACGAUGAGCUAGAGCUGGAGGUGGAUGAUCCUUUGCUGGUGGAGGUCCAGUCAGAGGAUUACUGGUACGAGGGCUACAACAUGCGAACUGGUGCCCGUGGGAUCUUCCCAGCUUAUUAUGCUAUAGAGGUGACGAAGGACACAGAGAGCUACAAAGUAAAGAGCAGUGAAUGGAUGGACAGAUACCGGCUGAAGUUCCUGGGCUCAGUUCAAGUACCCUUCCACAAAGGAAAUGAUGUUCUCUGUGCAGCGAUGCAGAAGAUUGCCACCAACAGAAGGAUGACAGUCAAGUACAACCCGCCUUCCUCAUGCAUCCUGGAGAUCAGUGUGAAAGGCAUUAAACUGGCAGUUCAAGAGGAUUAUUAUGCCUGUGACAGAAGUAAUGAGUGCAGUCACUUCUUCCAGUUAAAGAACGUUUCCUUCUGCGGAUAUCAUCCCAAAAACAGCAAGUAUUUUGGUUUCAUUACGAAACACCCGGCAGACCAGAGAUUUGCGUGCCACGUGUUUGUGUCUGAAGACUCCACCAAACCGCUUGCAGAGUCAGUAGGGAAAGCCUUCCAGUUGUAUUAUAAAGAGUUUGUGGAGUUCUCGUGCCCGACAGAGGACAUCUACCUGGAAUAGCCCUGCCCUGCCUUCAACCACAGCCCUGUACAGUACACUGUAUCAUAACAUGAUGUUGCAUGAAGGACAUAUCUAAAAUAUAAAAAAAAAAAAGAAUAAAAAUUUAACACAUCUGAAAAACAAGCAGGAAAAGAAGGAUCACGUAUUGGAACUCUGGUGAAACCUUUGUGCAGCAAGAGGAGAUGAAAAUGAGCCAAAGGAGGAGUGUCUUGAGGAAAGAAAAUAUGCAAAAUGGAGUCAGUGAUGAGGGGGCGACCGCGGGCUGUCGAUGGAAAGCACAAACAUUUUAUCACCGCAGCCUUGGCAGCAUUAGUUAGCCUGUAGCAUCAUCUCAGCAGGUGCAACACUGAAAGCCCAGGAGCCAAACUGGACUGCACCAGCUUGUUUUUGCACUUGACAAAAAGAAAACAGCAGCCGAGAUUUGGAAAAUCUUACACAUGAUGAGUUUGCUUGGACUUUAAAUAUUUAGGGUCAGAGCACGAGGGAGGCGUAUAUUUACUAAAUAACAUCCUUACAUGUAAAUGUACACUAAGUGAAACAAAUCCAUGUAGGAACAGUGACCUUUGUCCUUUUAGCACACCAGGUAUGAAGGUGAUAUCCACGAUAUUUAGUGGCAACAAGAAAAAAACGCACCCGACAUCACUGUUCGAAAACCAGCUCUAAGUGAUGUUCUUUGCAUUUUUGGGCUCCAAUUUCGAUGUUUAGUGUUAAAGAGGCAAACCUUGUCAAAUUUUCAAUUUCAUCAGCUGUUUGACAGCAGCAUGUAGCCAUCUAGAACAUCAAUGAAAAAAAACUACGUGUUGGUAUAGAUAAAUUGCCACAGAGAGGACUCAUUCAUCGAGCAUUUUGCUAUGAAGCAGCAGUCACUCGAUUGAAAUAAAAAACGACCAAUCAGCACCACAGGCGGGACUUAAGCCGUUCUAAAGCAGUACGCCAAAACCAACAAGAAGUAAUAACAACAAUGGCAACAGCUAUAGACGAGACAUGCUGCUAUCAAGGCUGUUCUAAUUCAAUAUGUCAACAUCACCAGACAUCGUAGCACCUUUUUCUCAUUCAUUAAACCUUAGCGAAAGCAGAAUGGCGGCAAGGCUGAACAUCAAUGCAGACUUUAGAUGAUGUUAGAUUAUGUUUGUCUCUAGUGAUUGGGUAGGAAAAACGGCAUCCCACAGAAAUUGCUUGGAGUUGAAGCAAUGUCAGACUGAAGAUGGAAAAAGACUGUAACAAGUUGACAAAUCUGUCUGAUAUCAAGCAAAUCUGUAAGGCGCUCUACACAUGAUCUGCGGUAUGAGCUCUGCUCUCUGCAAAGUGCGGCUCAGAUGAGUGUAGUAUAGACUUGUGUUGCCAUUUGUGAACGUGUGCAAUAGAGCGCCCCACUAAUGACUCCUAAAACUCAGAAAUCGGUAUCAUUUCAACACCUCCGGUUCCCUCCUCUUGAAGUCAGUGGGUUCUUUUGAAGGAGUUUUUGGUUAGAUGCCUGAAAUAAGGUCUGUGGUUAACACAAGCUUAAGAGACUUUUACGUUUUGUUCUACGCCAUAAAACUUGUCAAUAAGUGCCCCAUUUGUGAACUUGGAAACUUUUAAGUGUCUUAAAAGGCAGUUGCUAACAAGUGGCUACAUGAGACUACAGAACAUCAUCGCAUCCCACCGAACAUGGCUGUACAGCCAUUUUGAGGUUGCAGUGUCAAAUCAUGAAACCGUAGCGUUAUUCCUUUUUCUUUCUCUACUUUUACUUUUUAGUCCUCAAAAAUCCUAAAA